AUGGGCUUCACCGAAUCCGAUAUCGAGAAGAUCCUCGCAGCAAGCAUCUGGGAAGACGAGAAACUGGGGGAGGAAGGGACAAUAUCCUUCGAGCGCAAUAUCAUGCCCAAGCCCACCCCGAAAUCGAACCGCAAAACGCCUACCAAACGAUUAACAAUCACUUCCCUCCUCGGAACCUUGCGCAACACGGUACAAAGCGAAGCCCUACAGUUCGCAUUCGACUACCUCGCCCUCCACCGGAUUUGCUGGCGGAUGCUCCGCGAGGUCCGCAAAGCGUGCGACUCGAUGCUGCUCAGGGUCGCUGGCGGUGCAGUUCCUUGCCAUGCAGGGAUAUCCUGUUGA
Molecule: messenger RNA, 342 nt
Organism: Aspergillus calidoustus
Lineage: Eukaryota; Fungi; Ascomycota; Eurotiomycetes; Eurotiales; Aspergillaceae
Source: the annotation of a GenBank genome assembly